Messenger RNA from Pieris macdunnoughi, 783 nucleotides. The record is from the annotation of a GenBank genome assembly. NCBI's taxonomy places the organism in Eukaryota, Metazoa, Arthropoda, Insecta, Lepidoptera, Pieridae.
AUGAAUACACCGACACUUUCUCCAAUGCAUGAACCAUCACGUAAGUUGUUAGAAGAGAUAAAAACCCUGUCAUCCAGAAUGACAGCCUUCGAAGAAUUAGUAAGCGAGAUAAUGUUAGUGAGAGAUGAGUUUUCUGGGCUAAAAUCUUCAGUCGUAGAAGCUAGCACAAUUGUAAAGGACUUUGGAUUACGACUCCAAAAUAUAGAGGAUAGGCUUUUGGAUGUGGAAAAAACCAAAGAACUAAUUAAUAAUUUACAAAGCAGAGUGGAUGUCUUAGAAUGUGAAAAGGAUGCGGCUGAGCAAUGGAAUAUAAUGAACAACGUUGAGUUAAAGGGAGUACCACAGACGGCAAAUGAAAACCUGCUUGAUUUAAUAAUAAGCAUAGGAUCUAAAGUAAAUUAUGCUGUGACAAAACAGCAGUUAAAUUUUAUAGCCCGAACACCAUCGAGGGAUUCUAAUCAUCCGAAGCCGAUUGUUGCGUGUAUCAACAGCAGGUAUGUUAAGGAGAACUUUGUGGCGGCAGUCAGAUUAUUUUACAGGGAUAGUUCCCUUUCCGCCAACCUAUUAGGACUUAAAGGCUCCGCCAAAAUAUUUGCAAAUGAUCACCUGACUUCUCGCAACAAGAUUCUUUUAAAUAAGACAAAGCAUUUAGCCAAGGAAAUGGACUGGCGGUAUGUUUGGGUCAAACACUGCAAGAUUCAAGUGCGAAGAGGUGACUCAUCGCCGGUUCUCACAAUAAAGCCAGACAAAGAUCUUUUGAAAAUAACGAAAGGUGGAAUGUGA